ACCACGCGACCGCCGUCAUGGAUCAAUCCCGCGCCAUCAAUGCGCUCGCACCAUUCGUCGCCCUUGCCAAAUCCGCCAACUCGCCACGAGCCGCCGCCGACCUGAUCACGCAGGCAACAUCAGCUCCAAACACAUAUGUCUUCGCCGAGCUCCUGCAGCAACCCAACAUCCAGUCACUCGCGGGGAACGAGCAGUACGGCGGCUUUCACACCUUGCUGCAGAUCUUCUCCUGGGGCACUUGGACAGACUACAAGACCACACAAAAUCUACCUCCACUCGCAGACAAUCAAGCACUCAAGCUCCGCUUGCUGUCCCUCCUCACGCUCGCCGCACGAAAGUCAGACACGCCGUCAUCAUCUUCUAUUCUCAGCUAUCAAUCUCUCUGCACUCAUCUCGAACUCACAUCACCGGUAGAGCUCGAACAACUGGUGACAACGGCUCUCUACAGCGAUCUCAUCAAAGGCACUCUCAACCCUUCUGAUCAGACCAUCAACAUCAUUUCGGUGGCACCGCUGAGGGACAUCGCUCCUGGUAGUGUGCAGAACAUGGUUGCUGAGCUUGCAGCUUGGAGCGGUCGGUGCGAUUCGGUUCUUGAAUCACUCGAGGCGGAGAUCAAGAAGGUCAAGUCAGAGUCAGAGAAGCGAGCGAAGGCAGAGGCAAAAGCAGAGAAGCAGUACAAGGCUGUUGCGGAUGCGUCGGAGAAGAGCAAUACCGGUUCGGGGUUCGGACGACGAGGGCCUGUGCUCAGGCAUCAUGGCAUGGCAUGA
Molecule: messenger RNA, 767 nt
Organism: Zymoseptoria tritici IPO323
Lineage: Eukaryota; Fungi; Ascomycota; Dothideomycetes; Mycosphaerellales; Mycosphaerellaceae
Product: CSN7 COP9 signalosome subunit
Exons: 2
Coding region: 18-767 (249 amino acids)
Cellular component (GO): COP9 signalosome
Source: RefSeq, a predicted model, not a curated record